This is a messenger RNA of Choloepus didactylus (southern two-toed sloth), 6745 nucleotides long. It is a transcript of the gene GNAQ, whose product is annotated as G protein subunit alpha q. The record is from RefSeq and is a predicted model, not a curated record. Gene Ontology annotation, molecular function: GTPase activity; G-protein beta/gamma-subunit complex binding; G protein-coupled receptor binding. Gene Ontology annotation, biological process: action potential; phospholipase C-activating dopamine receptor signaling pathway; adenylate cyclase-modulating G protein-coupled receptor signaling pathway. The transcript is spliced from 7 exons. Gene Ontology annotation, cellular component: heterotrimeric G-protein complex. NCBI's taxonomy places the organism in Eukaryota, Metazoa, Chordata, Mammalia, Pilosa, Megalonychidae. The coding region runs from base 528 to 1607 and encodes 359 amino acids.
GCGGGCAGGGCCGAGGGCGCCCGGGAGCCGUGUCAGGCGGCGGCGAGGAGCGGGCGCGCUGGGCGAACGGAACCGUCGGCGACCGCUAGCUGCGGGGACGCCCCGGUGGAUGUGCUCUCGCCGCGGGGCGCAGGGCUUAGGGCAGCUUCGGCGGCGCGGGGGGCGAGGCGGGCUGCCGGUGCCCGGGGAAGGAGGCGCGGGCGUCUGAGCGAGGCCGGGCGCGGCGGCCUUCCCUCGCGCGCCCCCCGAGCCAGCUCCUGCGGCCGCCUUCCGUGCCCGCCUCGCUCCUCCCGCGGCCCAGGCAGCCGAUCCGGGCUGCUCGCUCCCGCCGCGCCCCCGGCCCACCUGGUGGCUCCGGCCCUGGCCGCGGCUUUCGCGGCGGCUCCCCGAGCUCGUCCCGGACGCGCGCCAGGGCGGCGGGGGCUCGGCGGCCACCGCUGUCUCGGGGGGGCGAGGGCGGGAGGGUGUGUGUGCGCGCGUGUGAGCAGGGGGUGCCGGCGGGGCUGCAGCGGAGGCACUUUGGAAGAAUGACUCUGGAGUCCAUCAUGGCGUGCUGCCUGAGCGAGGAGGCCAAGGAAGCCCGGAGGAUCAACGACGAGAUCGAGCGGCAGCUCCGCAGGGACAAGCGGGACGCCCGCCGGGAGCUCAAGCUGCUGCUGCUCGGGACAGGAGAGAGUGGCAAGAGCACGUUUAUCAAGCAGAUGAGAAUCAUCCACGGGUCUGGCUACUCGGAUGAAGACAAAAGGGGCUUCACCAAGCUGGUGUAUCAGAAUAUCUUCACGGCCAUGCAGGCUAUGAUCAGAGCCAUGGACACUCUCAAGAUCCCGUACAAGUACGAACACAACAAGGCCCAUGCACAAUUAGUUCGAGAAGUGGAUGUGGAGAAGGUGUCUGCUUUUGAGAAUCCAUAUGUAGAUGCAAUAAAGAGUUUAUGGAAUGAUCCUGGAAUCCAGGAGUGCUAUGAUAGACGACGAGAAUAUCAGUUAUCUGAUUCUACCAAAUACUAUCUUAACGACUUGGACCGCGUAGCCGACCCUGCCUAUCUGCCUACUCAACAAGAUGUGCUUAGAGUUCGAGUCCCCACCACAGGGAUCAUCGAAUACCCCUUUGACUUACAAAGUGUCAUUUUCAGAAUGGUGGAUGUAGGGGGCCAAAGAUCAGAGAGAAGAAAAUGGAUACACUGCUUUGAAAAUGUCACCUCUAUCAUGUUUCUAGUAGCACUUAGUGAAUAUGAUCAAGUUCUCGUGGAGUCAGACAAUGAGAACCGAAUGGAGGAAAGCAAAGCACUCUUUAGAACAAUUAUCACAUAUCCCUGGUUCCAGAAUUCCUCGGUUAUUCUGUUCUUAAACAAAAAAGAUCUUCUGGAGGAGAAAAUUAUGUAUUCCCACCUAGUUGACUACUUCCCAGAAUAUGAUGGACCCCAGAGAGAUGCCCAGGCAGCUCGAGAAUUCAUCCUGAAGAUGUUCGUGGACCUGAACCCAGACAGUGACAAAAUUAUCUACUCCCACUUUACGUGCGCCACAGACACCGAGAACAUCCGCUUUGUCUUUGCUGCCGUCAAGGACACCAUCCUCCAGUUGAAUCUGAAGGAGUACAACCUGGUCUAAUCGUGCCUCCGAGACAUCUGCCCUCCCCUUCACCGGGGGGCUGUUGAAGAUACACAAGAGGGACUGUAUUUCUGUGGAAAACAAUUUGCAUAAUACUAAUUUAUUGCCGUCCUGGACUCUGUGUGAGCGUGUCCACAGAGUUUGUAGUAAAUAUUAUGAUUUUAUUUAAACUAUUCAGAGGAAAAACAGAGGAUGCUGAAGUACAGUCCCAGCACAUUUCCUCUCUAUCUUUUUUUUUAGGCAAAACCUUGUGACUCAAUGUAUUUUAAAUUCUCGGUCAUGCACUCUCAAAAAAAUGAGUCGUUUCUUUCUCUCUCUCUCUUCUUUUCUAUUGAGCAAAACGGAGCUGAUUUCCCUUUUUUCCUAGCCAUACUUCCCUCCUGAUUUUUUCCAGGUUACAAUGGCCUUUGUCCUAGUUCCAUUCUUGGUCAAGUUUUUCUCUUGAAUGAUUCAGUCAGGACAGUGUCAUUCAGUUUAAGCCAUCACACAUCAGCUUAAUUCAACAGUUUGUACUUUUGCUGAAGGAUUGUAAGUAUUUACUGUGGUUUUAAAUGCGUUGCUCUGAAUACAAAGUUGUGCGGGUUUUUUGGGUUUUUUUUUUUUGUUUUUUUUUUAAAUACUGUCUUGGCUCAUUGUGGACUUGGACAAUGGAUGCUCAUCUAACAGUUAAGUGUCAUUUCUUUUGGAUUUUUACCUUCAGCCAUAGCUUAGUUACUCAGAAAUGCACGGAAGUCAGUAAAGCAAGGGCAGGGGCACAGAAGGAGUCCUUUCUUUUGAAAUGCCAUAUGCCAUUGUCCUUGCUCUCUUCCUUGCUUCUUUUUCUUUCUUUCACCUUCUCUUCUUUAAAUUGCAGAUGCCAAAAAAUAUGCCAACAGACACUACAUUUUCCCAAUGGCUGCUGCCCAGAACCUUUUAGCAGAUUAUUAAUCUGGGGAGGGGAGAGGGGGUCAAACAUUUCCUCCCCCCCCCCACUUUCUUUCCUAAGUGUUUGGGCCACAAUUUUAAAAUAACUGUUAUUAUGGCUUUGUGUUGCCAAGACUGGCUUUUUGGUAAAAAAAAAUUAUUAAUAAGAAGUUAGAAAAGCCGGUGUCUUAAAAUGUAAGAGAGAAAAACUGUGAAGCCAAAAAUGACUGGCUUGAGAAGGAACCUGAAACACCAAUUGCCAAACAGUUGGGAACUGUAAAUUUUAUUCUCAUGGUCCAUUCUUUUCUUUGCCCUUCAGAUCACAUUGUGUAGUGUCCAUGUUCCAUAUUUAGUGUCCAAAUCAGCAAUGUGGAAAAGUGUAUGCUAUGUGGCGCAACAUGAAAUCCGCUUGUGUCUCUUUAUUUGAAGCCAGUUUUGUUCCUUCUGUGUUCUUUGAGGUGGAGUAAGUCUGCAGAAAACAUUGGUUUGUAGUAUUAUUCUGACACCUUUAAUUUGCAAAAUCUGAAGUUCCUCAUAGUUUACCACCUUUGGGAUCUUCUUGAAAUGGUGACUGGUUAAGUUGAACUGAAGGGAGAUUUGUGGACUUGACUCAAAAGCAACCUCUCAGUGUUCUACAGAACAUGUAUUUGUGUAACUGAACCUACUAGGAGAGAUGUUUGGAACUGUGUGUGUGCAAUUUUUCAACAAAUGCAAAAAAUACAGUACGUGUAUUUAUGAGCUUCUGUCAAGCAGCUUAAGUUGAAAUAUGAUUUAAGACAAUAAAUCAUGUCUGUUGUGAAGCUGCUUGGAAGUUAGCAUUAGGCCAUGAUGCUGGUCUCCUUUUAACUACAAUUCUGUUUGGCACUAGUGUAGAUUUCCAUUUAAAUAAUUCUUUUGGAACGGCAAAGAGGAGGGAGAAAAUUAAUGGCUUAGUAAAUGAGUACCAGUGUUACAAAAUGGUAAGGGAAUGUUCUCAGUCUUUACUCUCCCAGCCUCAAAUCACGGAGGUUACUUAUCUUUCCCUUCCUCAGCAAGCACCUGUAAUUUAAUUAACCAACAGACUGGCUGCAGGUAUAGUGCAAUUACAAAUGCUCUAAUCAUUGUACAGACAUCUCUCUCUGGAUUUUGCAGCAUCCAUACUGGCUUUGUAAUCAUUAAUUUUUUGGCAGAUUGAAUGUGCUAUAUUGAUAUGUAUCUAUGUAAUUGUAUUGUAUGUCUUAUAGCUAAUUCACAUUUUGAAUAAUGUUAUUUUAUUUACUUUUUUAAGAGAGGAGAAUGUAAAUUUGUCAGUUUAUUUCUGACUAGGGAUUUUUUUUCCAUUUAGAAGAGAAGAAAAAAAAACCUUACUAUCGUACAGAGCGGUACUAGCAUCGUGCUGUAUAAAAUCGUUUGCACAUUCCUGAGUAGAGGUAUACUGAUUAUAAGACCCAAAGGUAAUUUCAUAGCAAAAUACAUAAAAUCAGUCAGAGCUUUUAUACAAACAUGGACACCAACUUUGUAGAACUUUUGCCAUUUGACCUAGGAUUGGAAUAUGAGCUUUUAUACAAUUCAUAUUCUUAUUUGGCAGAUGCACAGUUUAGUAUUACCUCUCUGAUGGCCUUUAUUAGAAAGGCAGUUUUAGAAGCUAUUGUGAUCCACUAAGGAAACGUUUUAACAGCUAGAGACCACUGCUUGCCUGAAAGGGCAAUCUUAAAUUUGGUGCAGCAACAACAACAACAAAAAAAAUAAAUAAAAAAAAUAAAACAAAAAAAAUAGUAAACAACAUUUGAAGGCCUACAGUGUGUAUAGAGAAAACCUCAUCACAAGAUCUUAAGUGUUACAGUUUUAGGGAAUCAAGAUAUUCUAUUAAUAGAGCUAUCGUAGAUGUAGUUGACUAAACCUGAUCUCAGAGCUCGAAGAAGCUGAGCAAAACAGGGAAAGAUUGUUAUAUUUGUCUUUAUGAAUUUGAGAUGGAAUUUGCUAUGCAGAACUGAGGUUCGUGGUUUCACUGUUCAUCUCGGGGUGCAUGACAAGAUCCCUUCUCUUGAGAAAGGAGAAUAUCGAUCACCCUAGCUGCAGUGAGGCAGAGAAACCUAAUUGUAGCCACACUUGUCAAUCGAAGCUAAAAGAUUUCCUUUUUUGUUUCUUCGGGGUUUUAUUGAAGGGGCUGGUGGGGAGGGGGUGGAAGGGAAGGGAUUCUUUUCAGUUUUGUAUAAAAACAAAGUUUACUUAUGCUUUAUAUUAUAUUGUGAUUACAAGCGUUCUCAGCGUGUGCCACUGGACCCCUUUGCUGACACUCUCGGUGACUGAGGCCCAUGGCAAGUUUUAAGGUGACUUGGGCAUGUCUUACUCAAAAACAAAAACAGAAAAAACGCAACAACCUUUCUUUGGCAUACCAAGGCAAGCAGCCAUUUCGUAACUCACUUAACACAUUGCAGUGUACCAGUUUACAGAUGAUUUUCUUCCCUUUUUUGUGUGAUACAGCAGUCCCAUCCCACAGAGAAGUCCUUAUUUUUAAAUUGGAGGUUUCUACAGAUGCCUUACAGAGCUGAAAUUCAGAAGUUUGUGCCUCAUAUCUGAAACAAAGGGAAAUACACACCCAUUCAAAAACAAAAUCAAUCAGUCCCCUCAAAAAUCUUUGUAACAUUUCCAUAUACAGAGCUCUGUUGAAUGUCAUGAAUAGACUGGAAAAAAAAAUCUCCUUAGGAACCUGCAUACAUUGUUUACUGGCAGAUGACAUCUAAAAAAGGUAUUUGAAAAACACGUUAAACUUGUAUUUUUUUUUCUUUUUUGUAGAUUAACUAGCAGACCUAAUAUAAUAUUUAAAAAAGGUAAUUCUGCUAAAGGGCAAUUUACUUUUUUGUACUUCAGACUAUCUUGAUUGUCAAGGUGUAUGAACUGUAAUUUUAAAAAUUUAUACUGCCACAUGAUUGUAAAUUUUAGUUGUCUUAGGUUAGGAACUGGUGAAAAGCUAUUUAUGCUGGAUUUUGGUCAAAAUGACUUUAUUAUUUGCAAAAAAAAAAAAAAUUAAAAAACAAUGGGAAGAAAGGGCUGCAUAAUGAGUACUACAAGACUCAGAUCUUGGUUGGGAAAAAAACCUUCAAAUUACCCUCAAUUUCCCUUUGCUUUCAGUUUCUCGAAAAGAAUGAAUGAAAUGAAAUAUAGCAGAAUGUUAACCCGUAUAAAAAUAAAGUGUACCCAAAUAUUGUAAUGUAUAUUGCUGCUCUUCUUAAAAUUAAAUAAGGGUUUUAAACCACUUGAUUGGUAAUUAACAUCUCAAUUGAUACAAAUAAGUGUGCGUGGUAUACACUAAUAUUUUCUUCCAAAGAUGUAUCUUUGGUUAGAAAUACAUACAAAAAUCAAAACUAACAAUAUUGUAUGUUUAUCUAUCUCUACAUAUUUCCAGCAUAUGUAGUGUUAACAGAUCUGUCCUGGUAACUGUGUCUUUGGAAUUUCAUUUGGUUCCAUCGUAUUAGGAAAAGAAAUGGCUUAGCUGUGUGUGAUUAGCUAGAGAUUUUUGGAGCCAGAUACCUGCUAUUUAGUAGAUAGGUAGUACAGAGUCUAAACUUGUCAUUUCAUUUGUUUUUCUCACGGAAUAGCAAAUCAUUUCCUGCUGUCUUCCCAAUUACCACUGCCCUUUGAAAAACUCUUGCCUCUAGAAUCAUAGGUUCAGAGUAAUCAUACACACCUAGCACAUAGUAGGUGCUCAAAUAUUAAUUUCCUUCUUACCUUCCUUAUCUACCAUGUAUCCUCCAUUUUCCUCCAUGAUUCAAACCCAGUAGAAAAUGACAUUUACUAUUAUGAAAACAUCUGUUGGGAUGAAAGGAAUUCUGACUUUCAUAUAGUAGAAGGGAAAAUAACAGGGAGGAAGGUCAUCUUCAGUAGAAGAUUUUUUAAGUUUAGGAGAGAAAGAUGGAAAAUUACUAUGAUAAUUUGUCCGUGUUACUUUGACUGAAACAUGUUUUUGGUGGAUCUCUUUUCCUCAAAGAACUCUAAAUGCAACUUCUUGCUGGAUUCCUCACCUGUCAUCAUGUUGGAAAACCUUACUAGACCUAUGUAUGUAGGGAGUUUUGUCAGAAAACAUUUUUAACUUGGCAGUAUUUACAAGAAUCAUAUUUACUGUUCUUAAAAAUGUCAUUCAAAUGCAUGUAUUGUCUAUUGUUUGGGGAUGGGAACUAGUUUUGCAAAAAAACACCUAAUGUAUAAUAAUGCCCCAAUGAUCUUGCUGGUUAAAAAUACAGUAUUUUUGGCCAUAA